Dama dama (fallow deer) is the source of this 1493-nucleotide messenger RNA. Its product is annotated as fatty acid desaturase 2-like protein FADS2B. Gene Ontology annotation, cellular component: membrane. The transcript has 12 exons. Lineage: Eukaryota; Metazoa; Chordata; Mammalia; Artiodactyla; Cervidae. Gene Ontology annotation, biological process: lipid metabolic process. The record is from RefSeq and is a predicted model, not a curated record. Gene Ontology annotation, molecular function: oxidoreductase activity, acting on paired donors, with oxidation of a pair of donors resulting in the reduction of molecular oxygen to two molecules of water. The coding region runs from base 1 to 1473 and encodes 490 amino acids.
AUGAUGUUUGAAGAAAAGCCUGAGGGCAAUGGGAGCCUUGUAGACGAGAACCAGCUGUACCUAGGUGCGAGGCAUCAGGCAAACAGGAAACCAGGAGCAAGCGGGAAAGCCAGGCUCUCUGCAAGGCAGGAGGUAAAUGCGAAGUGCGACUUGCCCAGAAAAAGCCUCAACAUGUACACCUGGCAGGAGAUCCAGAGACACAAUCAGGAGACUGACCAGUGGCUGGUGAUCAAUCGCAAGGUCUACGAUGUUACUGGCUGGGCGGACAGGCACCCCGGUGGCCGCAAGGUCCUCAGCCACUAUGCUGGGGAAGACGCCACGGACGUCUUCAGAGCCAUGCAUCCGGACACUGACAUUGUGCGGUUACACCUUAAACCCCUGCUCAUCGGAGAGCUUGCUCCAGAAGAGCCCAAUCAGGAGAGAAACAAAAAUUCCCAGUUGGUGGACGAUUUCCAAGAACUACGGAGGACAUUAGAGACCAUGAAUUUGUUCAAUGCCAACCUGGGGUUCUUCGUCCUUCACCUCGCCCAGGUCUUGAUUUUGGAAGCCCUGGCUUGGGUAAUAGUGUGGCAUUUUGGCAGUGGCUGGCUUGUCACAAUAUUCAUUUCUUUUCUUCUCACGGUUGCUCAGGUAAGUAGUGCAUUUCUGCAACAUGACAUGGGACACCUAUCCAUAUUUAAGAAGUCCAAGUGGAAUCACCUGUUGCAAAAAUUUGUGAUGGGUCAUCUCAAGGGCCUAUCUGUAAAAUGGUGGAAUAACCAGCACUUCCAACACCAUGUCAAAACAAACAUCUACCCCAAAGACCCAGAUAUUAAUCUAAACCCAUUUUUCGUUGUUGGAGACUUACAACCUGUCAAGUAUGGGAAGAACAAAAUCAAAUUCAUCAACUACGAGAAGCAGCACCUGUACUUCUGCAUGGUUGGGGUCCACCUUUUCACAUCAGUAGCUUUCAACCUGAAAUCCAUGAAAGAGAUGUACCAGAGAAGGUACUGGGAGCACUUCUUUCUGCAGGACAUCGCCUGGGUCAGCAGCUCUUACAUUCGCUAUUUCAUCAUAUUUGUUCCUUUCUAUGGACUCUUUGGAACCUUGGGGCUCAUGUGCUUAGUCAACUUUCUUGAAAGUCCCUGGAUUACAUAUGUUACCCAGAUGAGCCACAUACCAAUGAAAAUGAGCAAAGAGGAGAACCAGGACUGGUUCAGCACUCAGGUCUUGGCCACCUGUAAUGUUGAACAGUCCUUUUUCAAUGACUGGUUCACUGGGCACUUGAACUUCCAAAUUGAGCACCAUCUGUUUCCCACAAUGCCACGCCAUAAUUAUCACAAGGUGGCACCUCUGGUGAAGUCACUGUGUGCCAAGCAUGGACUGCCAUAUGUGAACAAGCCCAUGUUGAAGGCAUUUGGAGAUAUUGCCAGGGCCCUGAAGAAGUCCGGAGCCCUCUGGAAGGAGGCUUACUGCACGCAUCCACAAACAUAAUGCAGAUGUGCAGGUGCUAA